Salvelinus namaycush (lake trout) is the source of this 5582-nucleotide messenger RNA. Its product is annotated as serine/threonine-protein phosphatase 2A 56 kDa regulatory subunit delta isoform-like. Gene Ontology annotation, cellular component: protein phosphatase type 2A complex; nucleus; cytosol. Lineage: Eukaryota; Metazoa; Chordata; Actinopteri; Salmoniformes; Salmonidae. The transcript is spliced from 17 exons. The coding region runs from base 204 to 2042 and encodes 612 amino acids. Gene Ontology annotation, biological process: signal transduction; protein dephosphorylation. Gene Ontology annotation, molecular function: protein phosphatase activator activity. The record is from RefSeq and is a predicted model, not a curated record.
CGAGGAGUGCAAUCCGCCCAUCCUAUAACCACCCAAUGAAAUAAUUACAGUGGCCCGUCACUAGGCAGUAUAACGUGUGGCUGGCCAAUUAUCUUUUUCUUGGCCUAGAAGGGCGCAGGGAGCUGAAGGUAACCGAGUGGCAGCGAUCGAGUCCCGGGGAAAUCUGUCACGGAGUCACCGUGAAAAAGAUCAACAGCCACAACAUGCCGAAUAAAGCUAAAAAGGAAAAGGAACCAACCAAAUCUGCCAAAAGCAGCACUAAAAACAGUAAUGCCACUAGUGGGAAAGAAACAGGAACUGAAAAUGCAGAUGAGGCGGCGCAGCAGCAGACUGCCAGCAAGCGUCCCAGCAAUAGCACCCCACCACCCACUCAGCUCAACAAGAUCAAGUACUCUAGCGGUCCCCAGAUCGUCAAGAAGGAGCGUCGCCAGAGUUCGUCACGAUUCAACCUCGCCAAGAACCGCGAGCUGCAGAAACUUCCUGCCCUCAAAGAUGCACCUCUUAUCGACCGGGAAGAGCUGUUUGUGCAGAAGCUGCGCCAGUGCUGCGUACUCUUUGACUUUGUCACGGACCCCCUAAGCGACCUGAAGUACAAGGAGGUGAAGCGUGCCGGUCUGAAUGAGAUGGUGGAGUACAUCACGCACAACCGCGAAGUGGUCACCGAGUCCAUCUAUCCCGAGGGUGUCAUCAUGUUUUCAAUCAACCUGUUCAGGACCCUACCACCAUCGUCCAACCCCACGGGGGCUGAGUUUGACCCAGAAGAGGACGAGCCCACACUGGAGGCUGCUUGGCCACACCUACAGCUGGUGUAUGAAUUCUUCUUACGGUUCCUGGAGUCCCCUGAUUUCCAGCCUAAUGUCGCCAAAAAAUACAUUGACCAAAAGUUUGUACUGUCUCUACUGGAGCUGUUUGACAGUGAAGACCCCAGGGAGCGGGACUUCCUGAAGACCAUCCUCCACAGGAUCUACGGCAAGUUCCUGGGUCUCCGGGCCUACAUCCGCAGACAGAUCAACAACAUAUUCUACAGGUUUAUAUAUGAAACCGAGCAUCACAAUGGAAUCGCCGAGCUCUUAGAAAUCUUAGGAAGCAUAAUCAACGGCUUUGCCCUGCCAUUGAAAGAGGAGCACAAAAUGUUCUUGAUUCGAGUGCUGCUGCCGCUUCACAAAGUGAAGUCACUCAGCGUCUACCACCCACAGCUGGCGUAUUGCGUCGUGCAGUUCUUGGAAAAGGACAGCAGUCUAACUGAACCAGUGAUCAUGGGCUUGCUGAAGUUCUGGCCGAAGACCCACAGUCCCAAAGAGGUGAUGUUCCUCAACGAGCUGGAGGAGAUCCUGGACGUCAUCGAGCCGUCUGAGUUCGUCAAGGUCAUGGAGCCGCUGUUCAGACAGCUGGCCAAGUGUGUUUCCAGUCCACACUUCCAGGUGGCAGAGAGGGCGCUGUACUACUGGAACAACGAGUACAUCAUGAGUCUGAUCAGUGACAAUGCCGCCAAGAUCCUCCCCAUCAUGUUCCCUGCUCUCUACAAGAACUCCAAGAGCCACUGGAACAAGACGAUCCAUGGGCUGAUCUACAACGCCCUGAAGCUCUUCAUGGAGAUGAACCAGAAGCUGUUUGAUGACUGCACCCAGCAGUACAAGGCUGAGAAACAGAAAGAGAAGUACAAGCUGAAGGAGCGUGAGGAGGUCUGGCACAAGAUCGAGGAGCUGGCCAAGCAUAACCCUCAGGUUACCAAACUCCGACCUGGUCUCCACCCACAAGAAGAGUACAUGAUGUACAAUGAGAGUCCGGGAGGGGUGCCCUUGUACUCCAUGGAGACGGAGACGCCCACUGCUGAGGACAUUCAGCUGCUGAAGAAGACUGUCGAGACAGAGGCCACACAGGUACAACUACCAGCACACGUCGAGGGGAUGAAGGACAUCAAGAAAGACAAGGUGUUGAUGCGGCGGAAGUCGGAGCUGCCGCAGGACGUGUACACUAUAAAAGCCCUGGAGCAACACAAGCGAGCAGAGGAGUACCUGACGGCCAACGAGGAGGCCCUCUGACCAGGGAGCAGUGGCACCCUCCAUGCCUAACUCCCCCACAACCCCACCUGCUGUCCGUCUCUCGUCCAAACAGUCGCCUACUGUACACCUGACAGCCCCCUCUUCGCCUCCGCUUCUCCUCCCCCUCCACCCUUCCAUCUCUGCCGGAGAGCCCCAUCUGCAGAAAACCAGGGCCAUCAGAGUUAGACGACAACACACACGCCUAUACGCACACAUAGGAACAUACAGAUCUACACACAGACGUACAAAUUGUUCCAACUUCCAAAUACUCACGUAUACUUGACUACAGUGGGCCGAUUUGUUAGGUUGCACGAGGACAACCAUUAUACAACAGUAGUAUUAAGUGUAAGCAUCCGUGACGCAUGUUUCUUUGUUUUGUUUCUGUUUCCUUUCUGAUUGGUUUUGGUUGCCCUCUUACUGUGAUCUGCUGUGCUGAAAGGGAACGACCAAAGCAUUACCUAUAGAGGGCAGUCGAGUGAGUGGUGGUCCCGCUAGCUUGUCUGGAGUGAGGGGGUGUGGGUUAUCUGAUUGGUUUGGUGGGUAAUAGGGCCAUGCUCUAGUCUAGCUGGAUGUCUGGAUGAAGUACUGGUUCUGCUCUGUUAAAAAAAAAAUAUAUAUAUACCUAGCUCUCAGUUCAUGUCCAGGCAGCAUAGUACAUUUUGGGGAAGCGAAGUCUGGGACACAAAGCUUACAAGGCAAAGCAAUGACAUGAGAGGACUAGGAAUCAAGAUGGCUGCCUUUAUCUUAAUGUAAUUACUGUAUCUCAGUCUCUUCCAUGAACCAGUUUUUCUCACUCUUUAGUACUGUAGUUGUAGCUUCAUGAAGUCACCUCUUUGCGUCAUUAAAUCAUGGCCUUACAGCAUCCUGUUGAAUUACAUUCUCCCUGUUGAUUAGUCGUAAGCUUGAUUGUAAGCCUAGAUAAUUGGUGUAUGCAGGGCAGUCAGUCCGGGGCUCUAAUUUACUGUUGAGUGUUAGAAUAGUAGAAUACACAAGGUGCAAUUGGGAUAUUUGGUUGUGCAUCAGCCGUUUUCCGCUUAUGUCAGUCACUGACAGUCACUCAAUUAGCCCAUGUCCGCUAACAUGUUUUAGAAUUGUAAGUUAGUCUACCCAGCUAUCUAAACUUGUAGUAAUCAUGGCCAAAUUACAGACCAGGCAUGAAGGGCACUUGCCUAGGGGGCCUGACCUCCAGGGGGCCCCCCUAACUAUAGAUAUCAUAUUAACAUGGCAAAAUGUGUAGAAUUGCAGGAAAUUAGCUGUAAAAUUGCACAUUUCUCUCUUCCCCAUGGCAAAAAGAGUGAAAUGAGUUAUACUAUUGUUUUGCCCGCAAGGUGCACCCCCCCGCCCCCCUAACAAAAUCUCGCCUAGUUUCCGCCGAAGGGCUAGGGCUGGCCCUCGGCAUAUGUCAGAAUCAAUGAGAAACCAAUCACAAUCAUCUUCUUGCUCUAAGAAGUGUUUUUUGUUUUGGUCGGUUUUUGAGACUUGUUCACAGAACUGAUAUGGCUUUUCAUAUGUUAAUUCCUAGCCGGCCGGUCCACUAUAAUGCACUUGAAGAUACAAAACAAGGAUAUAUUAGCUAUUGUCCAUACAAGAGAAUAAGUUUUGAACAAAUGUCUAAACUUGUAAUAGAGCUCCCGUUGAGAAAUGUGUAUUGUAUUUUUAUAACUGGAGGUGUAGCUCAAAAACAAAUCGUGUCGCUGUGUCAAAAAGAAACCUCAGAAAAUAAUUUGGUUAAGUCAAAUCAAGCUUUAUUUGCCACAUGCGCCGAAUACAACAAGUGUAGAAUUUACCGUGAAAUGCUUACUUACAAGCCCUUAACAAACAGUGCAGUUCAAGAAGAAGAAAAUGUUUACGAAGUAGGCUAAAAUCAAAAGUAACACAAUAAGAUAGGAUGUCAGGGUAAUGUUGUCCUCAAGUUGUUGGUCUUUAGGAAAGGCAACCAUAAGCUGCUGUAGUGUCCGUCCAUCCUCUUCUCAGUUUUCUUACAGAUAACCUUCUCACUCUGCUCUGUCCAGACUCUGACUGUCAUGAUUGUUAUCCAUUCCUUCCUUCAUAAUUAUAUUGUGUUUAUUAAUGUUUCUGUCCCAACGGGUAACAUCCCCUCUGCCUCUAGUUAUUCCUCUGUAGCCAUCUUCUGGCCUUUCUAUCUUAUGUGUUUGUGGAUUUAUGUUUCUUAUUGAUGAAAAUGCACCUCUGUUGAGGUAGCCUCAUUGCGGAAAGGAAAGUGUUAUUUCGGUUCAAGUGUAGGGAAUCUCUACAAAAUAUCCUAUUCCCCUUUCUCCUCUAAACCGGCUUGAUUCAAUAGGUCUCUUUCCUAGCCUAAGCAAUAUUUUUAGUUGAAACGAUCUCGUGCACUUGAAUGGUGUAUGGAAGUGCGCAAAACAAUCCUCCUCAUAGGACUAUCUACAGAUCAAAACAAUUAUAAUUGCUUUACUAGCACAUAUGGGGAAAAAGGAAAGGCUGCAGUUACUGUUGCAAAUGUGUACUGUAUAUUGUAAUGUAUAUUGCUUAGGGUUGCACCCCUACCACCCCCUUGUCCUGUAGGUUUAUCCCACUUAUCGCUUUACCACUCACCCCCCCUUACUCCUCCUCCCUCCUUUUGUUUCUGGUUUGUCUUCUUCUACUUGCUGCGUGAGGUCAUUUCUUUGUCGUAUGGUCUCGUCUAUUGAGUUGUCUGUCAAUCACUCCCAACAGUGGGGGAUUACUCACUCCUAAGGCUGCUGGGCAAAUUGAGUCGUCAUCUCACACAUGCUUAGUUAGAGGCUGGCUGCCAAAGAGUUCCCUCCCUCAACAUGACCUUACAGUACUAAUGUUAGAGCAGUCUAAAUCCAAGCUAUUUGGAGCUGCUUUUUAUAUAAUCUUGAGUUGGAUUCCUAACAUGUUUAUCCUUACGCAUAAAAAUAUACUUUUUUUGUAAUCACAGUAGCGAUAACCUCUACAUUCUCCCUCGGUGGAACAAAAAUCUCAUCAGCUCAGAUUGGAUUUGCCAUGUCUUGUCUACACCGAAGACCUAUGCUCUAAAUUGUCUUCUGGUGAGGUUUGAAAAUGUUACCUGUGCAUGAGACAUUUGUAUUUAUAAGCAGUAUAUCAAUAAGUCGCAAUAUAGUUUUAAAUAUUCAUUCUUAAUAGAAAUAAUGUAUUACUGUUCUCUCACAUGACUGAGCAAGGCACAUGCAUUCCUAUUGGCCAUGCUUCCAAAAAGUAGCUGUUGAGACAUUCCAGACUACAAGAGAUAGGUAGCAUUGUACCAGGGCACUACAAUGCCAUGGCUGGGUGUUGACAUGAAACGGCUCAGUUUGUCCAGCAGCCACACACAAACUGAAGAGGACUUUUUAAACAUAGGGUCUCUCUCCACACCACUCCCUCCUUCCCCCCCCCUCCUGCCCAGGUCUGACACUAAUCUUAAGCUGCUUUCCAGGUCAUAUGUACAUAUGUUGUACUUUAAUUAGGUAGAGCAUUACAUAGUAUGAAAGUCAUAUUUUGUACAGAUGUUCAUGAAUGUACAGAACAAAAUAAAGUCAAAAAUAGUGGACAUCCAUUGAG